Molecule: messenger RNA, 181 nt
Organism: Amoebophrya sp. A25
Lineage: Eukaryota; Dinophyceae; Syndiniales; Amoebophryaceae
Source: the annotation of a GenBank genome assembly
GUUGCGUCGAGGAUAGAGAUAGAAGAACGAGAACAACAAGUCCGAAGAAGGAGAUGAAUAAAACAUCUUCACUGAGUAGAGCUAGUGGGCAACAACUUCACAAUGGCAAUGGGGAACAACAAGAUCAACAGCAACUGAGGCAACAAAUUCUGACACAAGAGGACCAACAUCUUCAGACUAC